AAAGAUAACAGUUGGAUUCGGCCGAAUAGUGGAGUACAUGACGUCACGUGAACUUGGGAAGGCUUCUGUUUGUCAAUCGACAUUCCGCCUACUCCUGUAGCUAUCCCCGCGUUCACAGGAUUCUGAACACACACAAUUUGGUUCACUUGAAGAGAACACACCGAUAUGCUGUAGUUCGAGAUACGGUGAAAGGGCAGCACCCUGUCCCUGGAUUACAGAUAUCAGACGACGUUUUUGCACAAAAGGAACAGGUUACCCGAAAAAUCGGAUUUAAAACGUGUUGAGGACUUUCACGCGUAUAUUUAGAUUUACAGCGCAAAGAAACAAUGCUGCUAUUACGCUGGGAAACGCAAGUCAAUAGCAAGUGAAUCGUCGGUCAGACGAGACUCCAGCUCCGCAGUGAGAAGGAAAAGACGAGCCGUUGACAUGGAGGGCGGGAACGAGGUGGAUCUGUCCAACAAUAACAUCACUCCGCUGUGGAAGCGUCGUUCGGCCAACCACACCGGCCCCCGGGACCCUAGCAAAGCCCGGCCCCUCAGUUACCAGAUUGAAGGACUCUGCGUGAAGGAUUUCCCCAUGAAGGACAACAAGAGCAGCUUCACAAUAAGCCAGCCGGCCGAACGACUGGUGGCCACGCCGACAGCAGGGACUGCCACUGUGAAGCAUGUUCUCAACAAACCCCCCAGGAAGGCCAGGGUGGUCAGGAGUAUAAGUAUCGGACCUUUCUCCAACGGACGUUUCUCCCUGUCCAGGUUCAAGACUGAGUCGGAUAAGCCGGCGUCCCUGGACAAUAAGGCGUAUCAGGGAGGGAGUGUUGAUAAAAUAGUCAACGUGGAGAUUGCGUGGUCGGACAAGCUGAAGCGCCUCUCCAGCCCGUUCACCCUCGCCACGCACCGGGACCAGAUCGUCUUCGGGACAAGCCCCUCGCCGACCGACCGCCACCACCUCAAGCACUCAUCGCCCCCGGUCACCCCCAAUAACAACAGCCAUUACCACAACCAUAACCAGGCCUCACUUUCCGCCUACCGUACCCCAGACCCGCGCCCCUCUCCCCCUGGGCUCCGGACCCCCACCCCGUCACACAGCUCAACCUCCAGCAUCCACUCGCUGUCCUCCCUCGCCUCCACCCACAGCAGCCCUUCCGACCCCCCCACGCCCCGCACCCCCUCCCCGGCUGGCAAGUCGGCGCCGUCUCCGCCCCCCACCCACUCCGUGUCGCCCUCCAUCUCUCCCCCGCCCUCCGUCGUCCUCAGCACCCACAGUGCUGCUGCCCGGAAGAUCGGCACCCAGCAGCUGAUCCCGAAGGGUCUGGCGUCCCUAAGCAAGGCCCCUCCUGGCGGGCCACAGAGCCAGGGCCUGGGAGGUCUGCUGGGCCUGGAUACAGCCAAGCGCACCCCGCGAGCGCUCAGCAUGGUGGAGAGUGGGACGUUCUUCUCCACGGGCGGCGGGACCGAGAAGGACGAGGAUGGUGAGGACGUAGGGGCUCUUAAGAGGGGGUUGAGGUCAACGUCAUACCGGAAGGCCGUGGUGAGCGGGGUCGAUCUGGAGUCGCCGUCCGAAGACCCCAAGGCUCAUCGGCUCUCUCAUCCCGCGUUCAAAGGACCACAGGAGGACAGGGAGAAACCCACCAGUCCUGUGAAGAUGAUCAAGAGUCCUGAUAAAAAGAAAGGACUGAUCACCCAGAGGACGUUUGACAGCGAAGAGGAGGAGCUGUACCAGAACUACCAGGAGAAGGCCCUCCACAAUGACUCUGACGAGGACUCUGAAUCCAGGGAGCCCAAACCGGACGAGCGCAUCGUGGUACAGUACAGACCUAUACGGACCUCGUGGAGCCAACUCAGUGUGGUGAAGAAAAGUGGACUUUAUGAUAAGCUGAGCCAGGAGGAGCGGAAGAGACAAGAGGCCAUAUUUGAGUUGAUCUCGUCAGAGCACUCUUACCUCCACAGUCUGGAGAUUCUGAUCCGGAUGUUUAAGAACUCCUCAGAUCUCAGCGAUACCAUGACCAAAACCGAACACCACCACCUCUUCUCCAACAUCACAGACGUGUGCGAGGCCAGCAAGAAGUUCUUUAAAGAGUUAGAGGACAAGCACCAGCGGAACAUCGUUAUAGACGACAUCAGCGAUAUAGUGUUCAGACACGCGCAGUCCAACUUUGACCCCUACAUCACCUACUGCUCCAAUGAGGUCUACCAACAGAGGACUCUGCAGAGGCUAGUCAGUAGUAAGAGUUCAGCGUUCAAGGAGGUGCUGAUCCGUAUCGAGGCCCACCCAGACUGCCGGAACCUCCCGAUGAUUUCCUUCCUGAUCCUGCCCAUGCAGAGAGUCACACGUCUGCCACUGCUUAUGGACGCCAUCUGCCAGAAGGCGCCAAAAGACUCAGCCCAGUACGACGCUUGCAAGAGGGCCCUCCAAUCCAUCAGCAAGGUGGUGCGGAAAUGCAAUGAAGGAGCUCGUACCAUGGAGAGGACGGAGAUGAUGUACACCAUCAAUUCCCAACUGGAGUUUAAGAUCAAGCCCUUCCCCUUGGUGUCAUCCUCAAGGUGGAUGGUGAAGAGGGGGGAGCUCACAGCCUUCACGGAGGAGAAUGGAAUCUUCUCCAAGAGGACAUCACGACAACACGUCUACUUCUUCCUCUUCAACGAUGUCCUCAUCCUCACCAAGAAGAAGAGUGAGGACAGCUAUGCGGUGAUAGACUACGCCCUCAGGGACCAGAUCUGGGUGGGGUCGUGCCAGGCCGAGGACCUCAACCUAUCCCCCAUCAGGAGCACCGCUGGAAUGCUGACGUCACGACAGGGUGGGGCCAGCCACCUGUUUCGCCUGCGCUUCCGUAGCAACCACUCGGGACACAAUGUGCCCAUGGUCCUGGGGGUGGAGCUAAUGAACGAGCGUGCUCGCUGGAUUAGUGCCCUGGAUCAGAGCAGCAGUGACAAGAAGAACCAGGACCGAAUCAAUGCCAUGCAGGUGGAGGUGACGAGGACGUACACAGCCAAGCAGCCUGACGAAUUGUCACUGCAAGUGGCCGACGUGGUCCUUGUGUCACAGACUGUGGAAGAUGGCUGGUAUGAGGGCGAGCGCCUGCGUGAUGGCGAGAGGGGUUGGUUCUUGUCGGAAUGUGCCCAACCAAUCACUUGCCAGGCCACCAUUGAGCGCAACGUGCAGAGGAUGGACCGCCUCCAGGGGCUGGAGACCAAUGUGUGAGCUUGAAGGGCGGGCUCUGCCCAUUAGAAUGGAGCAAACUUCAUGCCGGCUUUUGCCGAAUGUGUGAGGGGACUUCAAGUUAAUAAACAUUGAUGGUCUUCCUCGGCCAUUUCCACCACCAACUGAAUGCACCAGUGAGCUGCCUUUCGACCACUGAAAGAAAUCUCUGAACUGAUAAAUAUAUGGUUAUGCGACAACUGAAUGCAUUAAUUAAAAAUGUUGAGUUGAACGUAGACUUGGAUAGAUGUUGUAUUUCUUUGUCUUUUGCUGUCUGUGAGAGCAUGCGCAUAGCCAUUGAGGUAAUCACUAUUUUGAAGUACAGUAUCUUCCACUACUUAAACACAUUUGUAAUCUAACUGAAUGAGUGCACACUGCCACCUAGAGGUUGUUGUUUGAACAUGUUUAAAAUCAAGGCAAGCCACUUACUGCACCCUGUGAUUAUGGAAUGCUUGUUCACAAGUAUAAUUCAUUGUCUGACACUUCCUGAUGACCCACAUGGAAUCCUGGGGUCCUUCUCACCCCGUAUUAGACCGCACCGUUGAGCACUUUAAAAUAACUGAAGCCCUUAAUGGCACAGUACACGUUAAGUCCUUGUCGCCAGUUUAGAGGCCUCUUUUACUAUUCCCUACUAGAGGUCCCUAUCCACUUUUGUGGGGUGUAGACCUCAACGAUAGCUGUGGCAUUUAGGUCAACAUCAACAAAUUCAUUUUUUGGCAGUGUUUUCUUCUUAAAGAUGCCCUACAGACUUUCUGCCCUCUGACAACUUAUCUGAUUAAAUGUUUGAUGAAAUGUUUGGAGUUAUAAUGUUUGGAGGUAUAUUUUGUAUUGUGUGCCAGGCUGUGGUGUUGUGAAGUGACAGUCAGGUAUUGUUCAGACGGUGACCUGGCUUGCAGGCCAUUUGUUUUGGUGGUCAGGCCAUUGUCACGAGAUGGCUGGCUAAGAGGCUCACGGUGAAGACGCAACUUACAUAGAAGCAUUUCUCAAGUCUUAUAUGUACAUAUGUAUGGGGUCUGUAGGCCUUUUUUAAUGCGACAAUGUUCCAAAGAACACAAAUGAACUGACUGUUUUGAGACUUCCUUUAGUGGUGUGUUAUUGGCUGCUGAACAAGCUGAAUGUAAGGAGCCAAAAUGGUAGAGUGACUGGAUAGUUUCUGGUUAGGUUACGGUGCAUGGAGGUUAAAUGUAAGACCCAACAUGGCAGAUGAAAUGCUAUGAUGGUGUUUGCCUACAAAGACAGGAAAAAGCUCUACCCCAAUCCCUCAUUUUACACCGUUGACUGAAUAAACUGAUAAUGGCCAUUUUCCACACAGACCACUUAUUACAGAUUUUGUGCAUUACAAUAAUGCCUGUUCUAGAGAAAUUAAGCUUUUUUUAUGUUUGCUAUGAUUGAUUGUACAUAGGACAAUUGAUGGCUACAGCCAUAGAAUAUUAUUUUUAAGGGUAGAUUUUUUUUUCUAUUUCUCACUAUCGCCUCAGUUCAGGCAAUUUAUCACAACACGG
This is a messenger RNA of Esox lucius (northern pike), 4697 nucleotides long. Its product is annotated as rho guanine nucleotide exchange factor 26. Gene Ontology annotation, biological process: activation of GTPase activity. The transcript is spliced from 15 exons. Gene Ontology annotation, molecular function: protein binding; guanyl-nucleotide exchange factor activity. The record is from RefSeq and is a predicted model, not a curated record. NCBI's taxonomy places the organism in Eukaryota, Metazoa, Chordata, Actinopteri, Esociformes, Esocidae. The coding region runs from base 427 to 3198 and encodes 923 amino acids.